Messenger RNA from Echinops telfairi (small Madagascar hedgehog), 632 nucleotides. It is a transcript of the gene PDPN, whose product is annotated as podoplanin. Gene Ontology annotation, molecular function: chemokine binding; signaling receptor binding; protein-folding chaperone binding. The record is from RefSeq and is a predicted model, not a curated record. Gene Ontology annotation, biological process: positive regulation of extracellular matrix disassembly; regulation of substrate adhesion-dependent cell spreading; positive regulation of platelet aggregation. Lineage: Eukaryota; Metazoa; Chordata; Mammalia; Afrosoricida; Tenrecidae. Gene Ontology annotation, cellular component: apical plasma membrane; basolateral plasma membrane; filopodium. The transcript is spliced from 5 exons. Bases 261 to 632 code for a protein of 123 amino acids.
CCCGGCCGGGACCACCUUACGGACCCGCUCCCCGCCCUCUCGGGGGCGAUAAAUGCCGACUCCGCUCCGGGGAAACGUGCAGAACUGCGGCGUUGCUUGCUCUGGGCUCGGCUGCCGCAGGCCAUAGACUUUGGGGGACUCCGGCGCAGGGCCUCGUUGCUCCCCAUCUUCCUUUCCUCCAAGCGGGGGUCUGGGGGCUCCGAGCCUCUCUCGUCGCCCAGCGCAGACCCUCGGCGAGAGCUCGCCACCCACCGGAGACGAUGCUGAAGGUGCGGGUUCUGCUCUUCGUCUUCGGAAGCGCUUCGCUCGGGCUCCUGGCCCAGGGAGCUUCCACGAGCCAACCGGAAGAUGACAUCGUCACCAUGGGGACAGAAGGUGGCUCGGUGACCCUUGGUAUUGAAGAUGGCACCAAGACUCCGGGUGCAGAAGACACCACGAAAGAGGCCACUGGCUUGACAACUCUGGGAGACCUCAAACAGACAGUGAGUGGAGAAACGCAAACAAUCAUUGAGAAAGAUGGUUUGGCAACGAUCACUCUGGUUGGCGUCAUUGUGGGGGUCUUGAUAGCCGUUUGUCUCGUUGGUGGGGUCAUCCUUGUGGCUGUGCGCAGGAUGUCUGGAGGAUACUCGUAA